AUCCCACUACUGGAACAGACGAGGCGGAAGAGAAAAUCCCUUGGGUUGAUUGUGUAACUGCGGACGUCGAUUCAAGAAACACCAAGAGCAGCGCCCGUUCAUUUCAACGCUGUUUACAUUGGGUCUCUCAAAAGUGGAAAACAACACAUAUAACUGCCCAAAUAUCGGGGGCCAUGGAGUUGAAUGGCAAAGAGGAACUCAAAGGACCCGUGUUACAUAUCGUGGUAGUCGGAUUUCACCACAAGAAAGGCUGUCAGGUGGAAUACUCCUACCCUCCCCUCAUCCCAGAGGAGGGCCAUGACAGCAACAACCUGCCUGAGGAGUGGAAGUACCUGCCUUUCCUUGCCCUGCCUGACGGAGCGCACAACUACCAAGAAGACACCGUGUUCUUCCACCUCCCUCCUCUCGCUGGAGCAGAUAUGAAGUGUGUCUACGGCGUCUCCUGCUAUCGCCAAAUAGAAGCUAAGUCCCUGAAGGUCCGACUGGCUGAUGUCACCAGGGAGACGGUCCAGAAGAGUGUGUGUGUUCUCAGUCAAGUGCCUCUGUACGGUCUCCUCCAAGCUAAACUACAGCUCAUCACACACGCCUACUUUGAGGAGAAAGACUUCUCACAGAUAUCGAUAUUGAAGGAGUUGUAUGAACACAUGAACAGCUCUCUGAGAGGGACAGCUCUAGAGGGAUCCCAAGUGUUCCUGGGUAUGUCACCAAGAGAUUUAAUACUGCACUUUCGACACAAGGUUCUGAUCCUCUUCAAACUGAUUCUGCUGGAGAAGAAGGUCCUGUUCUACGUGUCUCCAGUCAACAGGCUAGUAGGAGCUCUGAUGACUGUACUGUCACUGUUCCCAGGUAUGAUAGAGCACGGCCUGGCUGACUCCUCCCACUACCGGCCCAAGAGCAGCGAGGAUAUCACUACACUAUAUCACUGUGUGUCGGCGGCAGAGGAGGAGUUGGUCUCUGUUUCCGUCACUGACGUCACCAACGCUACCGUGGAGCUAAUGGGGGAGGAGGGCUUCGGAGAGGACCACACCACCUCCACCGUGAAGGCUUCACAGAGGACAUCGCCUUCCCCAGAGACCUGCACCCCAGCUAGGGAGAACACCCAGCUGAAACCUCCCUCCCAGACUUCCCCGGACUCCUCGGAGAGCGACUGGGAGACACUGGAUCCCGGUGUUUUGGAGGAAGGGACUAGAGACUCGGAGACGGGGGGUUCAGGGGCCCUGGAGCCCCCGGAGACUGGUAUCCCCAUCACGGUGCAGCCUCGGGGCCUGUCGGCAGGGACAGGGGGCCAGGGAGCCGUCUCUCAGGGCCUGUCGGCAGGGACAGGGGGCCAGGGAGCCGUCUCUCAGGUCCUGUCGGCAGGGACAGGGGGCCAGGGAGCAGUCUCUCAGGGCCUGUCGGCAGGGACAGGGGGCCAGGGACCCGUCUCUCAGGGCCUGUCGGCAGGGACAGGGGGCCAGGGAGCCGUCUCUCAGGGCCUGUCGGCAGGGCCAGGGGGCCAGGGAGCCGUCUCUCAGGGCCCGUCGGCAGGGCCAGGGGGCCAGGGAGCCGUCUCUCAGGGCUUGGUGUCUGGACUGGAAGAGGAUCAAUAUGGCCUGCCACUCGCCAUCUUCACCAAGGUACCGAACACAUCCGUUCAGCAUUUACUAGAAAGCUCUUUAUCAGCAUCUGUAGAUCUCUCUCACCGUCGACCAAUCAACUAGCAGUGUUUCUCAUCCACAGAGACCUUGACCUGUUUUUUAAAUUAUUCACCUACAUGUUGCCACGGCAACAGCCAA
This is a messenger RNA of Salvelinus fontinalis (brook trout), 1775 nucleotides long. RefSeq names its product late secretory pathway protein AVL9 homolog. Gene Ontology annotation, cellular component: cytoplasm. NCBI's taxonomy places the organism in Eukaryota, Metazoa, Chordata, Actinopteri, Salmoniformes, Salmonidae. The transcript is spliced from 10 exons. The record is from RefSeq and is a predicted model, not a curated record. Bases 174 to 1700 code for a protein of 508 amino acids.